Molecule: messenger RNA, 1056 nt
Organism: Colletotrichum karsti
Lineage: Eukaryota; Fungi; Ascomycota; Sordariomycetes; Glomerellales; Glomerellaceae
Exons: 1
Coding region: 1-1056 (351 amino acids)
Source: RefSeq, a predicted model, not a curated record
AUGUCGCUUCUACCAGGCUACUUACUCCUCCUCGUCGCGGAGCAGGCGGGCUUCUCAGAGAUCCAAGCCCUCCGGGCAACCUGCAAGUUCAACCGCUCCCUGCUGGACAGAAAUGAGCACAGCGUAACAAAAGCAAACACAUCCCGCUACCCAUAUGCCCCUUGCAACCACAUCCUCGCCUCCGACACCCGCGAGCGCGAGGUCCUCCCCCUAGACACCUUCGACACCAUCCGCGAGCUCCAGACCCGCCAACGCAACAUAGACGAGCUCGUCAAUGGCAACUUUCUCGACUUCUGGGACGAGUACGACCUCGACUACCCCUCAAAGGCCGACUUCAUCCGCGGCUCUCUCAGAAAUGCGCUGUGGCGCUGCUCGGAGAUGGCCGACCUCGAGACGCAUUCGAUCAAGUACAGAGACGACGUCGUGCCGAGAAGAGACCCCUGCGUCAAGUCGCUCAUCCACCAGGACCUCAUCCUCCGGGACGCGCCGCCGCCAGACGGGUGGCACCUCGCGCUGAAGGAGGUCCACGACUCGAACCGGCAGGACGUGCGGCUCCGACAGAUCGCACAUAUACGGGAGUGCCUCGGGGCGUCGGACCUCGCGGGCAUACUCGUCCUCGCCCACCUGACGAGCCAGGGGUACAUGCGGUACCGGGCGCCAACCUCGGCCCGGUCAAGGCCCGAGAUCGUCGAGAUGGGCGUGUGCAUGGCGGAGAACGUCCUUCGGCACGGGGUCUUCUUCCUCCACGCCAAGAUCAAGGGCGGGGAGGACGCCCACGACCACGCCAAGCUGCUCCUCGACGAUACCUACGAGGAGAUGCGCAGGUGGGAGACCGGGGAUCCUAGCGUGAUGGCCGGUCUUACCAUGACCGUCGUCGCCAGGUUCUGCGAGGUGGUCGGGUGCGAGCGCAAGGAUUACCUGACGGCGGCGUGCACGUUGGUCAGAGGGGACGUGUGGAAGAAGGAAGAGGACGAAGGGGAGGGUGAGGAUGAUGAGCGGGAAAAGGAAGAUGGUUUGCCUGACGGCGAGGGCGCGGGUUUUGGCGAGAUGGCGUAG